AUUUUAAAGGGUUAAUGACCUUAGGUUUGAGCAUCUGUGGUCUCCAUUUCAGAUAAAAUCAAAAAUGACCUAAAAUGUAUCAUUGGUGUUACUACUCUGACAAGUGGCACAAUAUUAUCAUAAUGGUAAAAUCUAUUUAAAGUCAUUUAAGCUGCUAUAGUAGUUGAUUUGGAAUGAGAAGAAGUACACAAAUGCAUUUCAGUAAAUACAAAUAGAGAAAAUGGAAGUACAUGUUUUCCAAACUCAAUGGAUUACUUUACAAUAAUGGAUUAAUUCAGUAACCAAACAUUUCUUUAAGUCAUUCAUGUUUACAGGUUCCUGUAAAUCCAUACAUCAAGGUAGUCUAUGCCCCGCCCAUAAAUGUGCAGGUAAGAUCAGGUAAAAAGGGUGAGAACAGGCAAGUCUCCUUUGACAAUCGUGUGGUUGAAGAAGGAUAUGCUGGCAUUGCUGCUGCUGCACUAAAGUAAUCUGGAACGGCUUUGACAGAAAUCUUGGGAUUAUUUUUGAUUUGAAUAUUAGAUUAGCUAGAUUAAACUAAGGAUAUAGACAAGGUGAACAUUUUCAACCAUGAACAGAUUUCGAAAGUGGUUUCACAAACCUAAGAAAUCGGACCAACAAUUGCUCGCCCAGUUCUACUGUGCUGAUGAAGAGCUGAGGCAAGUGGCUGCCAAGCUCAACAGCCUGAAUGGCAAGAACGAACCCCAACGCUGUGCCCUGCUGGUCAGCCAGUUCCGCUCCUGCCAGGACAAUGUGCUGAGCAUCCUCAACCAGAUCAUGAAUGAGUGUAUUCCAGGCGAGAGAGCCAACCGAGACUUCUAUGUCAAGUUCCCAGACGAGAUUCAACAAGAGAACCUGGAAGGCCAGCUGUGGUUUGGAGCUGAGUGUUUGGCUGCUGGCUCCAUCAUCAUGAACCAGGAGGCUGAGAGCGAGGCAAUGCGUCCCCUAGCAAAGGAACUGACUCGCUGCAUAGAUGAAGUACGGAACAUCGCCCGUGACCAGGCUCUGCGCAAUCGGAACAUCUAUACAGAGCUACUGUGCCAGGCCUUGAGAAAAUUUGACAACCUGUUUGCAGGUUUCGAGUUCAGCUAUGUUUCAGCCAUGGUACCAGUUAAGUCCUUUAAACAGUAUGACAUCCAACAGGAUGUCACUGUGCUGUUCUGUGAGACAGUGUCCAGGGCACUAAAACGGGGAUAUAUCACUCAAGACCUGAUCGAUGACUAUGAGCCUGCACUCAUGUUUACAAUCCCACGAUUAGCUAUAGUGUGUGGUCUAAUGGUGUUUCCUGAUGGCCCCAUGAAGCUGGAUGGUGAGUUGGAGGACAUGUCUGAGUUAUUCAGGCCCUUCCACUCUUUACUGAAGAAAAUUAGGAAUCUCCUGCGCACGCUCAAGGAAGAAGAGCUUCAUUCGUUGGAACGCAACCUCUGUGUCACUCAUGAAGAGGGUUUGGUUGCCCGCCGCUGUUCUUCAGCCAUACCACAUUCAGCCAUCACUCUGGCCCAGCAACUAGAGCAUACCAUGCAUGGGAGGCAGGGGGCAAAGUCCCAGUCAAGUGUUCCUCCUCAGGCAUGUGUCGUGAUGGAGGAGGACAAGGAGGACAACCCUUCCCUCCUGGAAGUUGAACCUGGCCGUUUAGAGUGGGACGCAGAGGUUGAGCUGUCAUCCUCCAUGCAGACGGACAUCAUGGAGAUGGAGCUGCUCAGCAUGAUGUUCUACCAGGCGGGAGAUGAGAUGUCCAGCUUUCUGUCCCCAGCACCCAGCCAGACUUCAUCUCCUUACCCCCAGAGGAGGGGGGCUGCCAGCCUCACCCCCAGCCCCAUGGCCUCUCCUCUCAGGCUCCGCAGGGCUGGGAGCAGAGUGUCGUCUGGUGGUUGGUCAUCUGGUGGGUCAAGUGUAGACAAAGAGGAGCGUGUCUUCUACAUGGAUGACUUGGACGGGACACAGAAGCAAGGCUAUUCCCUUCCUAACUCCCCAUAUCUGAAUAUGAGGCGGAACAUGUCUUGCCCUUCUUCACCGUGGACCAGCUUGUCCAGGAAGUGUGCGGAGGCAGCCCUCCAGCGCAGCAAGAACUGGCCCAGCAGUAGCAGGCUCUCGAUCCCAGACCCUGGGGCUCUCUCUGUCCCCCCCAUCUGCCUGAAUGGGGAGGGGUUGAGCCAGAAUGUGAGCCAGGAUGUUUUAGAGACAGCAGAGCUGAUUGCACUGAGAAUGAAGGGGAUGAAAAUCUCUGCAACUGUGAUCAAUCCCCCAUCUCCCAACCUGUCUACCUGGACCGAGAAGGUGAAAGAGGAAAAAGAUGACGAUGAAGACAACGAUGAAGAGGAUUCACAGCUGCAGUCUCUGAAUGAAGGGGCCACAUACUGCCAGAUCAGCCCCUGUAUCUGCCUCCAGUGCUCCAGUCUGCAUAUAUUCCCACCAGACCAUGACACCUACAGCUGCCUGACUCCCCAAACCCAAGGUCCCCUCUUAUCUGCUGUUAGAAGCCCAGCUCUGAGCCCCAGGGAACAGGGGAAGGAGAGGAGCCAUGUGCUGGGCCCACGGUUCUCUUCACUACGGGCCAAGGGUCAACAGAGAGAUGGUGUUCCAGCAUCUGUUGCCUGCCCCAGCCUGACCCAGUGGAGAACCAAUGGAGAUAGGAAGGCUGAACAGAUAGUGGUAGAGGCAGAGCCAGAGGAAUACACCCUGUCUCAGUUCAGCUAUCAACCCAGCAGUAAUAACACAGAGGGGAUUGAGCAUCCUGACAUCCAGUUGGCCUGCCACAAUAUCCGAUCCCGUUUCAAUAGCAGCGGUGACCUCCUUCACCGUCUGUUUGUGUGCAUCUCAGGUGUUGCAGACCAGCUACAAAGCAACUACUCCAGUGACCUAAGAACCAUAUUGAAGACACUCUUCCAGAUAAUGACGACUAAGACAGUUCUUGCAGAAGAAGACAAGCAAAGGAAAGCAUCCGUAGGCCUGAGUAACAAGGCUCUGGAGGACUGUGCCUUGUGUAUGGAGUGGCUGUCCUCCUCCCCAUCGAUGGAGCAAGAUGUCCAAUAUGAAGGUGAUGUCUCCUUUUGGUCUUGUCAUUUUAACUGUCCCUAUUAUCAUUUUCUAACCAUACAUCAACAACCUCAAUCACAUGUAGCGCUCCCAAACUGGGUUCCUGAUGAGGCCUGUAGCGUCUGCACAGCAUGUAACGCCCCCUUCACCUUAAUACGCAAGAAGCACCACUGCAGGAGCUGUGGCAAGAUCUUCUGUUCUCGCUGCUCUGCCCGCUCAGCACCUCUACCGCGGUACGGCCAGGUCAAGGCUGUGAGGGUAUGCACCCACUGCUACAUGUUUCACGUCACGCCAUUCUGCCCCUGGAACAGCAACUGACUCAACCCUGGCCCUUAUUAUUCUAUCAAUCCAACUGUUUAAGGUAGUUUACUAGCUUAUCAAUUCAAUAGGCAUUCACAAUGUGGUACCUGUUUUUUGUGACUUUUAGAUGUGUAUUAGUAAGAGUAUCAAAAUGUCAUACAAAAUGUUUCAACAUGUGGAGGACCUUCAAUCGUUUGUAUUGAAUAAUAUUUUAUA
Messenger RNA from Oncorhynchus keta (chum salmon), 3549 nucleotides. Its product is annotated as lateral signaling target protein 2 homolog. The record is from RefSeq and is a predicted model, not a curated record. Gene Ontology annotation, molecular function: metal ion binding. Gene Ontology annotation, cellular component: early endosome membrane. Gene Ontology annotation, biological process: negative regulation of epidermal growth factor-activated receptor activity. Bases 568 to 3351 code for a protein of 927 amino acids. The transcript has 12 exons. Lineage: Eukaryota; Metazoa; Chordata; Actinopteri; Salmoniformes; Salmonidae.